AAAAAGUAGGCUGUGUUGACCCUUCCUCCCAAGGGAGAGGUCAUGAAGACUAAAAUGCCACUCCAAGAGGUGGAACAGCAUGCGUAGAGUUUGAAAUCCUAACAGCACGAGAGAGAGAAGCAUCCCUCUGAGACAACCUCUGCAUUGUUCUUGAGUCCCAUAUAAAGCUGUUUGGCUUUCCCUUGCUGGGAUGAUAAGAUUUUUAAACAGGAAAAUGACAUGGAUGAAAAAGAUGGUGAAGCACUUCAGGGACAAAAGGCAUUAGCAGGAAGGAAAUGUAACGCAGUCAUUGUAGACAGUCAUUCUCCCAGUGUCUCACAGGAGUCUGUGAUGUGCUGAAAGAGCAUUCAGAGCUCUAACCCCAGUCACACCUAGAGCUUCAGUGGUCACCUUCACACACAAUGAGCACAUCCUAUGGCAGCCUAAUAAUUCGUGGUGAGAAGGAUGAACACGCAGUGUUGUGCAGCAAAGAUAAAACUUAUGACAUGAAAAUAGCAGAUACCUCAAAUAUGCUGCUGUUUGUUCCUGGCUGCAAAACCCCAGAGGAGCUGAAUGCAGAUCAGACAUGUAAUAUUAUUCAUUCACAGAUUGCUGGUUUCUCCAAGAACUAUUGGGAAUUAAGGAGAUGUCGACCAAAACUGAAGAAACUGAGGAAGCUUUUAAUGGAAGAUCCAUAUGAAGGGCCUGAUAGUCAGAAAGAUCAGGCUUCAACAUUUUCAAAGUAUACAACAGAAGAUUUGUUAAGUCUCAUUCAAGCAAGUGAAGAAGAAAUACUCCACCAAUUGCAGGUUAUAGAUGCCUGCAAAAUCGAAGGAUAUUGGAGAAUUCUAGACUUUGAUUAUGAGAUGAAACUCCUGAAUCAUGUGACUCAGCUAAUAGACUCAGAGUCCUGGCCUUUGAGUAAGGUUCCUCUCUGUGCCUGCCUUGAAGAACUUGGAUCUCUAGAACCCAGAGAGAUGAUAGAACACAUUCUUUUAAGCUAUGGCAGGAAAUAUGUUGAUGAUGGGGAGGUUUUCUUUGCAAUGCAUGAAGAUAAAAUAUGCAGAGCUAUAGCACAAAUGCUUUUGCAGAAUGCAGUUAAAUUCAACCUGUCAGAGUUUGAAGAAGUCUGGCAACAGAGUGUCCCUGAGGGGAUGACAACAAGGCUUGAUCAGCUUCAGGGCUUGGCUCUUGUGGAUAAAAGUUCCAGACCAGAGACCAUCUUUCUGCUAAAAGUGGAAGACUUACCUGAAGACAAUCAGGAAAGAUUCAACAGCUUAUUUGGCAUACGGGAAAAGUGGACAGAAGUGGAUAUUACCCCUUAUAUACAAGACUUGUGUGCAGAGAAGCAGACUGUUGGUGCUCUUCUGACAAAAUAUGCUCGCUCCUCAAUGCUGAAUGGUGUAAAAGUUUAUAAUUCCAGAAGACCCAUCUCAUAACAAGUAUUGUUUGAAGAACUGAGGAUACUGAAUCUAGUAGCAGUGAAUGUUACUUGCUGCUGCCUUCUGGAGAAAAGAGUGGCCAACCAUCAUUAUACAGUGUACUUGAGUUUAAGCUAGGCUACUUGAACUUGUCUUCUGCCAAGCUAAGGAGAGUGUGAGGACACUUGUGGCCUCUAAGGAAUGAUAGUCAGCUCACCUUCCUUUGCCAGCCUUCUUUGCCAACUUUCCUUUGCCCAACUUCUACUUCUUGAAUACAUGUAAUCUGUUUAUCUGUUUAAGUCUGAAGUGAAAAUUUCAAACCUCCUUGAUAAUAAUUGAAGCCAUUGAAUUGAAUAGCAAAAUGGAAAUUUUAGUCUUCUCCCUAUUAGUGGACAUUCUUAAAGUUUCAAUGCAGUGUUCACAUUUUGAAUAGCACAGAGCUCAUCAGCUCAUGAACAAAUCAUUCCCCACUGAGACUACAUCAGUCUUGAUUUUGAAAAGUGGUUCUUUUUAAGGUCAUGUCUAUUAACACCAUCAGUACAAGCACCUGACACUUUAAUACUUGGCAGAAUGGCCUUAUAUAUGAUACAAAAAAACCUAAUUGCAGUGAAGUGUGAAUAUUAGAGAGAGUAGUUGGACAUUGUGUUACAAAUUUCCUAUACACUGACAUUAAAAUAUAGCUGAGGUAAAACUAAUGCUUUACAGAAGACUACUUGUGCUUUUUUAAAAAUAACCUACAAAACUUUGUAGUACAAUUAUUUUUAUAAAACUUCUUUAGGGCAAAUUACAGCAUAUAGAAAUUGUGCCUUGAAACCUUACAGUUUUGUAAUGAUAAUAUUAUUCUAUGGAGAGCAAUGAAACAGUGGUUUUGUGAUACUGUCAUGAAGUGGUGUGCCUGAGAUGGUAAUUUUGUAAUCAUUAAAAAGGAUUGUUUGCAUGUCAGUAAACCAGAGUUUAAUAUUAGAUCGUUUUCAGGUUUAUAUUUUAAGCUUAACAGUUUUUGGUUAUUUGAUACAAAAACAAUUUUUUCUAUCACACUCAGAUGGGAGGUGGGAAAUACCUUGGAACUGCCAGCAUUCCAGCUGUAGAGUGAAUGGAGGGAGUAGAGAAGCUCCUCUUAAAUCAAAUGUAACUCUUUAGAUGCACACUGUGUGCGUACUUGGAAAAAAAAAAAAAGCUGAAUAAAAGCUACUUCCUGA
Messenger RNA from Passer domesticus (house sparrow), 2599 nucleotides. RefSeq names its product DNA replication and sister chromatid cohesion 1 (gene DSCC1). Gene Ontology annotation, biological process: maintenance of mitotic sister chromatid cohesion; mitotic sister chromatid cohesion. NCBI's taxonomy places the organism in Eukaryota, Metazoa, Chordata, Aves, Passeriformes, Passeridae. Bases 402 to 1418 code for a protein of 338 amino acids. Gene Ontology annotation, cellular component: chromosome, centromeric region; chromatin; Ctf18 RFC-like complex. The transcript has 11 exons. The record is from RefSeq and is a predicted model, not a curated record.